AUGUCCACCAAGUUCUGCGGUACUAGAAGUUACAUGGCGCCGGAGAUUCUGCUUCUUCAAGAGUACUCCAAUGUGACCUACAAUCCAAUGAUUGCCGACGUUUGGGCAUUUGGUGUGGUUAUGUGGUGUGUAAUCAACCAGAAAUAUCCGUUUGACACUUCAAAACCAGACGUGAUAGAGAAGCAGCUUGCUCACGUCAUCAAGUUCAGCAAAAAACUCAGCUGGGAGCCAAGCGAACAACUUUACGACUUUUUCUAUCGCAUUUUCGAGCCCAACGUCGAAAAACGCAUCAAAAUAUCUGAGUUAAUGAUUCAUCCCUGGGUAGCCGACGCAGUACGCCUUGUAGAAGAGAAAGUGGUCAAAG
Messenger RNA from Rhagoletis zephyria (snowberry fruit fly), 364 nucleotides. The record is from RefSeq and is a predicted model, not a curated record. NCBI's taxonomy places the organism in Eukaryota, Metazoa, Arthropoda, Insecta, Diptera, Tephritidae.